UGUGAUUAUAAACAAUCCGAGGAAUUACACUACCUUGGAAUGGAUGAAUUAAACUCGGCUAUCUAUGGCUUGGAGUUUCAGGCUCGAGCACUGGCUGCGCAACAGGCUGAGAGCAACGAAAUUCGCUUUUUCAUUGCCACGCAAUCGCUCAAGCCAAACAACCAAAUUCACUUAAUUGAAUUCAACGAGGAAACUUCAGCUUUAAGUGCUAAGAUUUUCGCCCAUCAUAUGGGAGAGGUGUGGAAGCUGAACAGCAGCCCACAUGAUUCCCGAACCCUCCUGUCUUGCUUCAGUACAUUCAAAGGCACUCAACUAACCACUCAGACGGCAAUCCUCAACAUUCCUGAAUCUCUUGAUGAACAGCAAAACGUGUCGGAUUUUCUCCAAUUCGACAACAUUGAAAUUCUGCCGACAGAGGAAUACGGAGCUGAAGUCCGCACUACAGAGUUCCACCCAACCGACAGUCGAGUCCUCGCAACAGUUGUCGACGGGAAGAUUAUUCUCUCCAAUCGAACUGAGUCUCAAACGCGAGUUGCUGCCGAGAUCAGUGCAAAGAACACCCCAAAAUUUUCUACGGGAAAAUGGUCGCAACACUACCAAGGCAACAAUUUUAUUGCCCUUCAAGAUUGCAAUGUUCGUUCGUUCGAUAUAAGGGACUCAAACCACUGCGCCUGGAUGAUUGAGGACGCACAUGGGCAAAUGGUGCGUGAUUUAGAUUGUAAUCCGAAUAAACAAUGUCAUAUUGUAACCGGAGGGGAUGACGGUUGCAUAAAAGUUUGGGACUGUCGAUCAACGAAGCAACCAGUGUUCUGUAGAAGUGACCACUCACACUGGGUGUGGAGCGUUCGCUUUAAUACAUUCCAUGACCAAUUGAUUCUAUCAAGUAGCAGCGAUUGUAAGGUUUUGCUGACUUGUGCUGGGAGUGUGAGCUCUGAAACAGUCGAAGAAGAUGCUGAGCAAAAGAAAAGAAUUCCAGAUGGACUUUUGCAGACAUUCGAUCAGCACGAAGACUCGGUUUAUUGUGUCGAAUGGAGCAGUGUGGACCCUUGGAUAUUUGCAUCUUUGAGCUAUGAUGGAAGAGUGAUUGUAUCUAAGGUUCCAAAACAAUAUAAAUAUCAAAUAUUAUUCUAGUUGUAUAAAAUAUCUUGAACUUUUUGUCUUGGAGUUCAAUAAAUUAUUUUGAAUGUA
Molecule: messenger RNA, 1188 nt
Organism: Hermetia illucens (black soldier fly)
Lineage: Eukaryota; Metazoa; Arthropoda; Insecta; Diptera; Stratiomyidae
Product: EARP-interacting protein homolog
Exons: 5
Coding region: 40-1131 (363 amino acids)
Biological process (GO): protein ubiquitination
Molecular function (GO): protein binding
Source: RefSeq, a predicted model, not a curated record